Messenger RNA from Bactrocera dorsalis (oriental fruit fly), 5022 nucleotides. RefSeq names its product zinc finger FYVE domain-containing protein 1. Lineage: Eukaryota; Metazoa; Arthropoda; Insecta; Diptera; Tephritidae. The record is from RefSeq and is a predicted model, not a curated record. The transcript is spliced from 9 exons. Bases 621 to 2891 code for a protein of 756 amino acids. Gene Ontology annotation, molecular function: metal ion binding.
CACAUCUUCCUGCAAUGUACUCGUUAUCUAUAUGCCUUUGCAUUUCGUCUGACGUAGCCGCCGUCGCUUUAUCUCCAGCGUUUACUUUUCCUCUGCGCGUUAUCACACUCAGAGUAUUUUGCUGAAUUUCACACUGAUUUGUUUGUUAAUAUUUUAUUUCAUUUGUUUAUUUACCGGUACUCAGCUGUUCUUUGCUUUGUCUCCAUCUUUGCAUUUAUGAUUAUUAUAUUUUCAAUUUUUUAAAGCAAAAAACUGCAGUCGACCAACCACAAAGCGACAGCAGUAGCAUUUCGGCCAAGUAGAGUCCAAUAACAAGCCUAAAGCGCUGAAAUCAAUUGAGAUAUUUAACGUUUGUGAUUCUUCGGAAAGACAGUAGCGCUGCAAAUUUUAUUUGUGAUUAUUUUUUGUCUUGGCUGCAAUUUUAUUUUAUUUACUUUUGUUAAGUUUGUGAUAAGUGGAUAUGGGAGUGCAAAUAAAUAUGCAUUUUUAAUGUGCAAUGUGCUUAUGUAUUUAAUACUAUUGCAAAACUAAAGUUGUGUGCAGUAAAAAUAAUUUUUAUAAUUACUUACAUAUUAUAUUUGACUGCACAUUAUUAAAACCAAGUUUUAGUGUUUGAAAUUAUGUGGGAAGUUGUGUUUUUGGAUGAUGAGAAUGUUGCAACAUCAGGUCCAAGCCAUGCCGCCAGCGAUGAUUUCACAUCAAUUGAUUGCUGCUCACCCGUUGCCAAAUAUGAGCUGACCGAUAACUCCACAGAUCAUUCGUUUCUGCUCAUGGAUGCUGAAGAAAAUUUGCGUAUAGCGACCGCAGACCGCUUCCGUCAGCGACUAAAAUGCAGCGAUGAUACAAAAAUCAAAGUGAUCUCUAUAUUUGGCAACACCGGCGAUGGCAAGUCACACACCAUGAAUCACACGUUCUUCGGCGGCGCUGAGGUGUUCAAAACGUCAGCGGAGCAGAGUUCAUGCACGAUAGGCGUGUAUGCGGCUUUACAGCGCAACAUGGACGUGCUUUGUCUGGAUACGGAAGGCCUUUUGGGCACCUCCAAGCAGAAGAAUCGACGCACGCGCAUGCUGCUGAAGAUACUCGCCGUGUCGGAUAUUGUUAUUUAUCGCACACGCUCCGAGCGCUUACACAGCGAUAUGUAUGAGUUUUUGGGCUCUGCGUCGGAAGCAUUCUGCUUGCAUUUCGCGCAGGCACUACAGUCGCUGCCAGUGCCAGGCACAGCGCAAACGCUUGGCCCCGCCGUCUUCAUCUUCCACGAAACACAGCAUACAAAUCCGCUUGACAGCUCUGUCGCUGAAAGUGCCGAAGAUCAAUUGCGCAAACAAUUCGAUAUGCAUAACCACAAAAUAAACGCGUUUAGCUCGUUGCGCUAUAUUGGCGUACAAACAUUGAAACAUUUGGCCACCGACUAUAGCAAACUAAGGGAUGCCAUCAAAUUGGAAAUCGCCAAUACCACCGUACGCUCACCACGUCAUCCCAGUGUUGUGUUCAAAGCGAUGAAUGCGCUCAAUACGAAAUUCUCCGGUGAAAUUACUGAGGAAACUAUAAAUCCGUUUCCCGAGCAAUUUUUCACUUGUCCAGUGCGCUGUGAGGCAUGCAAUCAGCGUUGUCAACGUUCAAUGGGCCAUAUGAGUGAUGGCGAUGGCCAUUCGAAUCAAAACCAAUGUAAUUAUCAGCAUCAGUAUGACAAUAAGAAGUAUAUGUGUGAAAAAUGCUACAACAAAGGCAAAAUGAACGUCGUCACAUUUACUACACAAACACGCAGCGACAGCUCCUGGUCCGGACUGGCAAAAUAUGCCUGGAAGGGCGCCGUCAUCGAUUGUCCAACUUGCGGCGAAAUUUACAGAUCACGACAAUAUUGGUUUGGCAAUAAAUCGCCGGAAGAGACAGCUGUUAGAUCCAUUAUUGUACACGCCUGGGAGCCAAAAGGUCCCACACACUCGGCACAAAUGGUGCUGGAUAAAGUAUCCACACUCGGCGAUGCAUUGCCGAAGCUACAUCCGAAUGCUGUAACCGGUUGGUUAGCGGAUUGGGUGGCACCCAGUUAUUGGAAACCAAAUAGCGAAAUUAUUAGCUGCCAUGCAUGCAAGAAAGUUUUCGAAAAUACUGGUUUGCUUAAGCAUCACUGUCGCUGCUGUGGCGAGGGUUUUUGUCACGCAUGUAGUAUGAAUCAGUUGCCAGUGCCAGCGCGUGGCUGGCGAGAUCCGGUGCGUGUGUGUAAUAUAUGUUAUACGCUGUUGCAGAAACAGCCAAAUGGAGUGCCGGCAAAUACAACCGAAGCAUUUAAUCAUACCAAUUCCAAUUCAAAUUCAAAUCCAAAUAAUAAUAUCACAGGCCAAACAACGACUGAGCAAGCUGACAUAAGUCUGCGCCAAAUCGGCGAGGUGAUCAUCAAUCCGUUGGGCAACAUAACAAAGGGUGCCUAUGAAUUUACCAAAGGAAUCAUCAAGGACACUGCACGGCCCUCAUACUGGGUAUCGGACGCCAGUUCACCCACCUGCUACAUUUGUCAGACACUUUUCGGCACUGCCGAAGAGCUAGCUAUAGCUAAGGCUAGUGGCGCCUCCACCAGCAGCCGAAGCACAAAACACACACAUGACACACAAGCAAAAGACAAUAUUACCAAUGGCAAUAUGAGUGAUAGUGUCACAAGUAAUCUAUCGAAUGGCGGCGGCAAAUGUAACAUACCAUCGCCAAUUGGCCACUGUCCACGUCAUCAUUGUCGGCGCUGCGGCAAAGCGGUUUGCGAAAAAUGCUCACAGCAACGCCAGCCAGUGCCCGAGCAUGGCUGGGAUGAGCCAGUGCGUGUCUGUGAUAAAUGUGCCGAUCCAAAGCAAUGCGAGCCGACCGCUAGUGGCAGCAACAAUGCUAAUAACGGCAGCGCCGAUUGAAUGCGCAAGCGCAUAAAUUACUUUGCUAUGAUUUUGUUUUUGUUUGAAGUUUGCAUUUAUACGCAUAUGCCACUGGUAUGGCGGCAUUUGCACAUUGGACUGAGCAGUAAAAGGCCUACAAAUCGUAAAAAUUCGCACACACAAAUAUAAGCAUUGCCACAUAUUCUCAUUGAUAUUCAUUUUCACACAUUUUAUUCGUUAAAAUAAUUUUUAUAUGGACUUAUAUAUAUAGAUAUGAAGCGUUUGAGCGGUUACGUGCCCAGUGAACUAUGCAGCUAUGCUUUUCUUCACAUAAAAGUGGUCAGUUUCUUGCACAAAAUCAGUUAUUUUUCUAUAUAGGAGUGGUUAGUUUCUUAUAUAAGAGUGGUCAGUAUUUUAUAUAAGAGUGGUUAGUUUCUGAUAUUGAUAUUUCUUAUAUAAGAAUAAUCAGUUUCUUGUAUAAAAGUGUUUAACUUGUUAUAUAAGAGUGGUUAGUUUCUGAUAUAGGAGUGGUCAAUUUCUUGUAUAAGAGAGGUCAGUUUCAUAUGUAAAAGUAACUAGUUUCUUAUACAAGUAUAGGCAGUUUCUUGAAUAAAAGUGGUUAGUUUGUUAUAUAAGAGUAGUAAAUUUCUUAUAUAACAGUGGUCAGUUUCUUGUACAAAAGUGGUUAGUUUCUUAUGCAAAAGUGGUUAGUUUGUUAUAUAAGGGUAGUGACUUACUUAUAUAGGAGUGACUAGACUCUCGUAUAAGAAUAGCCAGUUUGUUAUAUAAGAAUGGUUAGUUUCUAAUAUAAGAUUAGUGAGUUUCUAAUAUAGCAGUGGUCAAUUUCUUACAUAAGAGUGGUCAAUUUCUUGUAUAAGAGUGGCCAGUUUAUUGUAUAAAAGUGGUCAGUUUCUUAUGAAAAAGUAGCUACUUUCUUAUAUGAGUGUGGUGAAUUUCUUAUAUAAGAGAUUAUAUGCCUCUAAAGUAUAUAUUUUGUACUUAUGACAAUGGUAAACCAAUAUAGCUGUGCUUAUAUCUUAAAAUCGUAAAGUCGUAUCUGACUAAAUUAUGUAUUUUGUGUGCUAAUAAGUACUGUGGGUCUAUUCCAACAUAAUUUGUAGCUAAUUUUAAAAAACUAUUAUUUCUGCUGACAAACAAAGUCAUGUCGCUUAUAAAACGAACAGCAUAACUCCAAUUAAUCACUUUUGCUAGAGCCUACUUAAGCUAUUUUACCACAGUUUUAUAGUUAUCAACUCGCACACAAAUAACUUUGGCAAUGAAUUCGCAAUAUAAAAACGUUUUUUUGCGCUCAAAAAGUUUUAACCUAAAAAUAUUAUUUUUUUUUUAAUUACUAUAUAAUUGAAAAAUGUUAAUAUAUAUUAAAGUCCAUUUACUGCAUUAAUAUUACACCACACUUUGGUUCUUGGGUUUUUUUCAUUAAAGUAAAUUUCUUAUGUCUUAACCUUCUAAUUUGCCGUUAUGCGCUUCCUGUUGUAUAUGUAUGUUUAUAGAAAAAUUAUAAAAAAUCGAUUUAUUUUCACAAAGGCUACAAAAUUGUAAUGAAUGAUUGUGAUACUUGAUAAGCGUUUAUAUAUAUGUAGAUAUAUAAUUGUUUAUUUGUAUGCAUUGUGAGAUGCUAAUUUCUCUCCCAAAUUAUAUUUACUACCUAGAAUUAUAUAAGUUGCAUGGUAAAAUAAAAUGUAAGCGACAUAUGUAUAUAUAUAUAUAUAUAGAUAUAUAUAAAUAUGAAGAUAGUUUAUAGUCAAAAACAAUGAAAUGUGUCAACUGUUGCGCAUGCGUGGUCAGUAUUUUUGGCAUACAAACUAUUUGGUUGCAUAAAUCUGUGAUUAUGCCCGGCAGUGGCAGCACUGUUUCAUCAUUUGACUACAGCAAAUAUGUAUGUAUUGGUAUAUAUAUAUAUAAUAUAAGGAAAAAAUAUGUUUCUACGCUAUCUUAAUGGAUUCAAUAUUACGCUAAUUUAGUUAACCAAUUUAAGUGAAGUGAAAAGUAGCUGAAUUGUAUUCUAAUAAUUUUCUUUUUGUCUGAAAAAAGGUUGCUUCUAGUUAAUUUUCUUAUUUUAUGCAACACGAGUUUAAAUUCAAACUUAUUUUCAUUGUAAUACUAUGUAAUGUAAACAAAUUAAAUAAAAUUGCAUCUUUUUCUUAUCAAA